AUGACGAACAUGAUUUUCGUCGCGAGCCAGGGCGACGUGGACGAGUUGACGCGGCUUCUGGACGAAGGCGCGGACGUCAAUAGCGCGGAUUACGACGGGCGGUCCGCGAUACACCUCGCCGCGUGCGAGGGCCACCUGGGCGUGCUUAAACUGCUGCUGGCGCGCGGCGCGAGAGUCAACCCGCGCGAUAGAUGGGGCCAUACGCCUCUGACAGACGCGCGCAAGGCCAUGCGGGAGGGGAAGAAGGGGCAGUUUCCGGAGAUCAUACAAGUGCUGUUGAAGCAUGGCGGCAUUGAGGGGGGUGCAGAAGCGGACGACUGGGAGAUAGACCCAUCGGAGCUGGACUUUAGCAAGUCAAAGCUCAUAGGCAAGGGUGCGUUCGGUGAGAUCAGGCGGGUCAUGUGGAGAGGCACCCCCGUGGCCGCCAAGACAAUUCUGCCGGGACUAUCAGAUGACGUGCAGAUCACGAGAGAAUUCCGGGACGAAAUGUUUCUGCUGCCCAAGCUGCGGCACCCCAACAUCGUGCAGUUCCUGGGGUGCGUCACCCGCCGGCCUCCACUGUGCCUCGUCACCGAGUUCCUCCCUGGGGGCGAUCUACACGAUGUGCUCAAGGCAAAGGGUGCCCUGCCGCCCAGAAUAGCGGUGGGAUAUGGGCUGGACAUAGCCAGGGGAAUGAACUACCUGCACAACCACAAGCCCGAGUCCAUUAUUCACCGAGACCUCAAACCAAGGAACCUGAUUCGAGAUGAAGGGGAUCAUCUAAAGGUGGCGGAUUUCGGUUUGAGCAAGCUGGUGAAGGUGAAUGCGCUGCAUGAGAUGUACAAGAUGACUGGGGAGACGGGCAGCUACCGCUACAUGGCGCCAGAGGUGUUCAAGCACCAGGCAUACGACCGCACUGUAGAUGUCUACUCCUUCUCCGUUAUCUUCUACGAGAUGUUUGAGGGCCUACCGCCCUUUGCCAAGACCAUGACGCCAGAGGGGGUGGCGUGGAAGGUGGCAAUGGAAGGCAUCAGACCGCCCUUCAAGUCCAAGGCAUACCCCGAGGGGGUCAAAGAUUUGAUAUCCCGUUGUUGGGCAGCAGACCCCAUGUCUCGCCCGUCCUUCAUGGAAGUGAUCGAGUUUGAUAUCCCGCUGUUGGGCGGCAGACCCCAUGUCACGCCCGUCCUUCAUGGAAGUGAUCGAGGUGCUCGAGGGGGUGGAGAAGGCGCUCCUGCUGCAGGCGCAGGCAAACAAGCCCGCCCUCUCUCCCUUCUCAGCAUAAAAUAUCACCUUCCCCUGAUAGCGCCUCCCCUGCUGCAAGUGAUCGAGGUGCUCGAGGGGGUGGAGAAGGCGCUCCUGCUGCAGGCACAGGCAAACAAGCCCGCGCUCUCUCCCUUCUCAGCUUAG
Closterium sp. Naga37s-1 is the source of this 1386-nucleotide messenger RNA. The record is from the annotation of a GenBank genome assembly. NCBI's taxonomy places the organism in Eukaryota, Viridiplantae, Streptophyta, Zygnematophyceae, Desmidiales, Closteriaceae.